Messenger RNA from Callorhinus ursinus (northern fur seal), 1943 nucleotides. RefSeq names its product aquaporin 10 (gene AQP10). Lineage: Eukaryota; Metazoa; Chordata; Mammalia; Carnivora; Otariidae. Gene Ontology annotation, molecular function: glycerol channel activity; water channel activity; urea transmembrane transporter activity. Gene Ontology annotation, cellular component: plasma membrane; basolateral plasma membrane. Gene Ontology annotation, biological process: water transport; glycerol transmembrane transport. The record is from RefSeq and is a predicted model, not a curated record.
GUUUUAUUUUAAGCGUCCAAAUGGUUGGGGGAAAUGCUUCACAUCCCACAUGAGGCAUUGUGCAAUAGAAGGUGGAGAGUCAGACUUAGCCCUUAAGCAGCCGUGUGGCCAAGGGGAGUCCUGAGGCUCUCAAGACCCUCAUGAGCAGAGUGGGAGCAGUAGCGCUGCCUUUCGAGGUGGUCGUGGCCAAGAGCACUGAGGCAGGAUACUCCCUCCGACCUGUAGGCACAGGAGGAGGUUACCCCUGCGAGGAGCGGGGAUGACAAAGGAGACAGAGUCCGGGCAAACUCCAGGCUCUGGUCAUGCACAGAGCUUGCCUUUGGACCUUCUCCCAUUAUCUCUACCUCCCUAGCCUGCACACGUGUGCAGAUAAAGCUGUCCAGGAGCUGAGCUAAUUGGUUUUAAAGUCUUCCUGAUCGUUUCCCCUGUCAGGCGGUCGCUGGGUGCCCAUCCAGACGGAGGGAGCCGCAGCCCGAGACAGGGUGUCCUCAGCAUGGCCCAUCGUCAGCCCCUGGCCAAAGUCAAGGGCCGGCUCCGGAUCCGCAACCACCUGGCCCGACAGUGCCUGGCAGAGUUUCUGGGUGUGUUCGUGCUCCUGUUCCUCACCCAGGGGGCUGUGGCCCAGGCUGUCACCAGCGGAGAAAACAAAGGCAACUUCUUCACCAUGUUUCUGGCUGGCUCUCUGGCGGUUAUGGUAGCCAUCUACGUGAGUGGUAACGUCUCAGGGGCCCACCUGAAUCCAGCCUUCUCCCUGACAAUGUGCCUCCUGGGGCGUUUCCCCUGGUUCAAGCUUCCCAUUUACUGCUCGGUGCAGCUUCUCUCUGCCUUCUGUGCCUCUGGAGCCACCUACGCUGUCUACUACGACGCCCUACAGAAUUAUACAGGUGGCAACCUGACAGUGACUGGCCCCAGGGAGACAGCUUCCAUCUUUGCGACCUACCCUGCCCCGUAUCUGUCCCUGAACAAUGGCUUCCUGGAUCAGGUUCUGGGCACAGGGAUCCUGAUUGUGGGCACCUUGGCCAUCGUGGACACACGGAACAAGGGAGUGCCUGCAGGUCUGGAACCUGUGGCUGUGGGGUUGCUGAUCCUAGCCAUCGGGCUAUCCCUGGGUGUCAACUGUGGGUACCCACUCAACCCUGCCCGCGACCUGGGCCCACGGCUUUUCACCUACGUGGCUGGCUGGGGCCCUGAAGUCUUCAGCGCCGGUAAUGGCUGGUGGUGGGUGCCUGUGGUGGCCCCUCUGGUGGGGGCUACGCUUGGCACCGCCACCUACCAGCUGCUGGUGGCUCUCCACCACCCGGAGGAGUCAGAGCCAGCUCAGGAUCUGGAGUUUGCCCUACAUAAAGCCUCCGUCUUGGAAACGCCUGCCUCAGUUCGGCUGCCGCAGUAAAGGUGCUCCCACGACAGCCCUCACCUCCCUUGUGGACGCUGGAGAGGGUCAGAGAUCCAGGGCUGGUGACAAGACGUCCUCUCUCUUGACGAAUACACCAGCUUCGCGGUUCGCUAUCGGGGCAUCGUUUCCUCCUAAACUGGGGAGGUUGCCUGGACGCGGCCCUCCGAGCCAGGUCCCUCCUGCGCUCCAGCCCUCCUCUCCUCCUCCCCUGUUCCCCUCCUCCCGCUUUGGGCCCUGAUGGCUCCUGCGGACGUAGUGCCUCAAAGUAGCCACCAGAGGGCGCGCCCGGGAGCGGCGCGGGAGGGCCGGGGCAGCCCCCGCGAGGGGGGCUUCCUGCGGAGCCCGGUCCCCCUGCCCGGCUCCCAGCCCCACAACCUCGGUGCGGCCGCCCUUCCCUCGCGGGGCGGCUCUCCAGAUGGCGAGGGUGCGAGCCGGGCCUGCCUAGUGGCCGGGAGCGCAAACCGGGAAACUGAGGCACGACCCAGUGCCCAGACGCUCCAGCCGUCCGUCCCGGAGUGGGGUGAGGUGCGCCGCGGGGCAAGGUUCUGGC